Chara braunii is the source of this 3999-nucleotide messenger RNA. The record is from the annotation of a GenBank genome assembly. Lineage: Eukaryota; Viridiplantae; Streptophyta; Charophyceae; Charales; Characeae.
GUAGUGCACUGUAAGUUGGAUGGAAUGCCAAUCAGUCAGGGAAGUAGCUGCGAGACUGGUGCAAAGUGGCAACUCUACUCCUUUCUGCUCAAGAAUGUCGGUGUUGGUUGAGCAGCAGGCAUUUGUUUUCCCUCUCCUUUUUCGCUCUGCUGCAUAGUGCGCUAUCCCUCUUCUGACGACCCUGUACAUCAGCAUGAAAAUGCAUCUACCUCGCUUUGCAGCAGUUAUUCAUUGUUCACUCCUGUCCUCUCAUCGUAUGGGGUCGUUCCUCGAGUGACGGCCGGAACUCUCCUCUUUCUUUGCGCAAGAAACAUGAGGCAUUUGAAAAGUUGACUCUGGAGUCUCCACGCCAUGCGAGCAUGGCUCCAAAUCUCUUCUGUUCCAAAAGAAAAAACUCAUCUGGAGACUCUCUUCCAGGACCCAAGUCUACCUGCGUUGCGAAGUGGCAUGGAGAAAAUAUUGCAUACAAUGAGAGGGGUUUCAAGUACCAAGCUGAUGUGGCUGAAUGCGUCCAACUGUUGAUAAACAGACUGGACUUUGAAUCCUGAUGUCAGAAUCUGACAAGUAAAAUGACUCCGAGGAGGGGUCUUCAAGUUCUUGAGUUCAUGUGCUCUCUGCACAUGUCUGCUUCUAGCUAGGACACAUCAAUGUAUGUAUGGCUUCUUAGGUGCUGCUGCAGUGAAGGGUAAUUGGUACCUCCGAUGCUGCGAAACAUGGAGCAGGGGAAUGUUAACCUGAUGGCACAAACCAUAACCAGACCUGCCUGGUAGGGGCAGAUGGCUGUAGAGUGAUAGCAGAAGUGCUAAAGCGCACAGCGACAACACACCAUGAGACAUGAGGGUCACACGACAUGAAAGACAAACUCUCCGAGCACAGGUGGUUGGACAUCGACCGCACCCCAUGUGCAUGUGACGAACUCUCUCUGAGUGCAGGUGGCUGGACCGUGAAGAUCACAUGACAUGAGAGACAAACUCUCCGAGCACAUCUGGCUGGACAUCUUCUGCACCCCAUGCACAUGUGGCAAACUCUCCGAGCGCAGGUGGCAGGACCAUGAAGAUCAUACGACAUGAGCUCUCCAAGCGAAGAGGGGACGGGACCAUGCAGCAAGAACCAGGUUACUGAGCGUCUUUGAAGAUCAUCAUGCCUGCGAGGACUUGGGGGGGAAAAAAAAAACGGUGAUGGAGCAGACCUUUCAAGAAUGUUUCCAACGGAGCGAAUGGUACCGUCUGGCAUACAUGGAGUAUUCUGUGCUGUUACGAACCUGACUAUCAGAGAGCCUAUAAGAGUGGGUGACUCACCGUGGAGCCCAUACCAUGGACGGGAUGAUGGAAUAAGAAAGUGUGUUUGUGAGUGCUGCCAAGGGUAAGGCGGUGACUGGCAUGCGUCGAGUGUUCUGGCUCAGGACGGACAGCGAGAAAGGACAUCAGGUUUACAGCAUGCGGCGCCCAGUUACCCGUGCAGCUCGUCCGGCUCUACAAAAAUGGAUGGCGAGUAUGUAAAACAUUGAUGCCUGAGGAGAUGGGUGAGAAGCAUGGCUCACCGUCAGAUUCAGACACGUCAUUGUUUCUUGACGGUGUUUGUUUAAACCUCGCAGCAAUCCAGGUUGGUGCAAGCGCUGUCACAUCCACAUCCACAUGUCUACUGGUGGAUAAGUGGGUGUGGACGGUCAACAAUGCUAGUUAGUUAAGAGUACGGUGUGUGUAGAUAUGUUAUGUUUGUCCUUACAAUGUUUGUUGGUGACCAACAAUGCAUGUUGGUGACCUCGCACAGCCCGCAUACAACUUCAUCAUUAUGUUCCUCUGCUUCACCGUCGGUUCAUCCGUUGAGAUUCACUGCCGCCAUUCAUGACACAAACACGCUUCGUGACGGCAUCCUGUCAUAGUCUGCGGUUCGACAUCAUGACGAGGCGGAGUGAUAAAGAACAUGUUGCCCCGACCCCGACCGCGAUGACAAACGAAAGUGAUUCAAGAAAGGGACACAACACAAAGAUGUUCGAGUUUCCAUUCAAGAUUGAUCCGGUUGUUGAUGCGAAACGCGACGACCCUGUGUGGCGUUUUGUUGCACGUGGCCGAUACUUGCACGAUUAUACGACAUUGGGGAGGAAGAGUGGUCGUCGAUGUGUGCGCAGAUUGCAUGGGAAAUCUAUUUGUGGUGGAAGUAGAGAUGCGAAGGAAUAUUUCUUAAAGAGCAAGGAGUUCAAAUGCCCGACGAGGACUCCUGCCGUGUGUUAUACCAUUUGGGCGAAGAACAUGGACAAGUGUUCGAAAGAGUUCGUUGCCUCGAUUGAGGAGUUGAAGAGGUUUCCUCCCGGCCACCCAUGCUUCCAGUGGCCACCACUUUCAUUCCCAGUGGACUCGGAGCCUCGGCGGUCGCUCGAUGGUGGGGCACGGGUGGUUGUCACACCGUCUCGCGGUGCAGUCGGCACACCUGUUGUGCCACCUGCGGCGGCGGCAUCAUCUGAUGGAGUACUCCCGUCGGCGGUCCUUGGAGGGACCGCAGUGCAAGCGGUCGCGACAACGAUACCACCAGCAACGGCAUCUGAUGCGUUGGCAUCCGCUAUUGCAUAUGCCGAGGGCGAGGGCACUACACGGAGGGGCGCAUACAAGCAGCAGACAGUCAUUUCAUAUUAUGCCGACCCGAGGGAGCAUGCAUGGCGCACGACGAUUAUGCGGUUCAUCGUGGAGAGUGGCAUGCCAUUCCACUGCGUGAAGCUUGAGAGCUUCAGACAAAUGUUUACAGUCAUUAUUCCUCCUGGGGUCCCAGGGGCUCCCAUGCCCAAACCACCGACUUAUCACAUGGUCCGCACGACAUUCUUGGAUGAGCUAGAUGCUGAUGUCCAGCGGCAUGUGAAGCCGGUGCUCGAGACUUCGCGUCAGAGUGGUUGUAUUGUCAUGACAGAUGGAUGGACGAACAUCCUUGGUCAAACAUUGUGCAACUACAUUGUCGGUACUGAAAGGGGACCCGCGUAUCUUACCACAGAUGUUAUGCGUGGGAGGAACGAUGCUGCAGCGUUGGUGAAGGCAUGGUUGCAAAGGUUGAAGACCAUCGAUAUCCAACUCAGCGACAUCACGGCGUUCGUCACGAUUCUGCGAACGACGGUCGACCUUGUUCGUCUCCCUCGAAAGUAUUGGGACGAGGAAAAUUUUUUGUAUCAUAACUCCUCUAGCGACGAGGAUUUCUUCUAUACCGCUAUAGCGACAACAGGGGACGACGACGGCAGGCCAGGCGACGACCGUUGUGACGAUGACGAUGAUGACGGUGAUGAUGGAGCGGGCGACGGUCGUGGCCCCCGAUCGUUGAUACGAGGCGGCGGGAGAGGAGUUGUUGCACCGCGAGAGGCAGCUGGUGAUGGUGGAGAAGGAGACAGUGUCGAGUGUGAAGGUGAUCCAUGUGGCGAGGACCCCGGAGCAGUAGUCGAGGAGAUGCGUGACGAUGCAACUAUGAACAUCGAGCACCAUACGACCGUGGACGGUGUCGACGACAGAGGAAGCAAGGACGAACACGAUAGUCCCCCGCGUGGCCGGGGAAUUGACCUCCGACGCUUGCAACAGGGGCCUAAGAGGACGAGUUCUAUUGCCGAUCGCGUGCGGCGACGCCACGAGACCCUUUCCCUCAGUGUUCCUCCACGACCCGUGGAGGCGCCAAUUGUCCAUGUCUUUGAGGACUCCAUGAGUGAUGGGAUAGGCGAGGAGCGACACCCGUCACCUGGCGGCUCUGCACGAGAGGCACGUCCGGUUCAUGAUGGCGUAGAGGACGGUGUCAGGCGCAUCGGUCCGGCACCGCACGCGGCAGCGUGGGACCCUCUCGGCCGCAUCACGCAGGAGUUGGACCAACCUCGUCACGAAAGCGCAAAUGGAGCUUCCUUAGGCCGCUCCGGCCGAGUGCGCCAGCCAUACCUCUCGCGAGCCCCUACGACAGGAUAAGACCUACACGAGGCACAACUUACCUCCACCUUACGGGAGUUGUCACCUCCCUUCGGUGGGCGUAUCCCCGCCGAGU